Prorocentrum cordatum is the source of this 1600-nucleotide messenger RNA. The record is from the annotation of a GenBank genome assembly. Lineage: Eukaryota; Dinophyceae; Prorocentrales; Prorocentraceae.
GGUACCGGUUCGAGUACACGGUGCUGCUGGACUCCGACAUUUGGCUCAGCUUCGCGGGCGACUCGCGUGGCGGUGGGGACCCGGUCGACUUCCUGCAUGCGCGGCUCUUCGCCGAGCAGCCGGCCAGGGCGGUGUUGUCGAAGGGCCUCAACGAGUUCACCACCUUCACGCAGCCUUUUGCCCUCCACAGGAGCCCACGCGCUGGGCCCAGGCCGUGCGUCCGAGACUGGGACGACAGCUUUGGCGCGCUCCACGGCACCGCCCUGCCGUUCUACGCGACGGACUUGGCCUUCGACGCGCUCAAUUGGCACGUCGGCGACUGGUCGAUUGUGGCAUACCAGCCGAGCGAGGCAUGGCGGCGGACAACGAACUGGAGGCGUCGUUUGCCACGCAGCACCACGGCGAUUACCUCUCCUUCCUGGAUCAGUGGUGCUCCAACACCUCCUCCGUCUGCCUAGACGGUAGGCUCGGCGACACCGCCCUGAGAGUGGCCCUGCCCCUGGCCCGGAGGGUCGCCGCCGCGCUGCCACCCGGCCUCGCGAGGCGUGUCGCGUACGAGACCUUCUUGGUGCACCAGGCCUACGAGGAGGAGUGCCUCGCGCCUCUGUCGGACUACGCCGACGCGUGGCGCGAGGCGGAGGCGCUGCGGUGCCCAGACGAGGGUUGGGAGCCUUCGCGGUGGGCGCCCAGAGGCACCGUCGGCGCGCGGGGGCUGCUCGCGGACGCGCUGGAGGCGUUCCUGGAGAGGCGGGCCGCCUGGGCAGAGCGCCUGGCCGAGGUGGCCGCGACGGAGCCCUGGCUGCGCCCGCCAGCUCGCGUCCGCGGGUUGCCCGCCCGCGAGCCCGUGGCGUCGCGGGACCUCGUUCACGCUGCCGCCCGCGAGCUAGCGCUGCACUGCCGCGCCUACGAGCUGCUGGCCGAGCCCGAGGGCCGCGCUCACGACUUCCUGCAGAGCCUGGGCCGCAGGUUCGAGCAGUUCCGCCUGCUGUCGCUGCCCCUGCUGGAGAGGCACUGGAGGCGGCGGGCCCACAGCCUCCUGGAGGUCGCACGGGCCUUCUCCCUGGAGGGGGAGGCCCCGAGCCUGGACGACUGGCUGCUGCUGCACUACGACGUCUCGGCUGGAGAGGACGGGUUCCCCGAGGCGAGGCGUAUGGCGUGGCAGGACCCGCGCCCCGUGCUGGGCCUACGCCGGCGCUGCUCCUCGGUGCUGGCCGUGGCGUCAGAGCCGGGGACCGUCGCGGGCGCUCGGGCGUCGUGCGCACGCGCCAGCGCGCUGCCGGAGCUGGACGGCGGGUCGGUGCUCGUGCUGCUGCCGGCGUCCAAACGGGGCAGCCCGCCUUUGGAAUCUCCCGCGGCGUGGGCGGUACUGGACUGGGCGCUGCUGCCCGCGGGGUCGCGCGACGCCGAGGGCUGGCUCUGCCGGCAGGAACUGCUGCAGGGGUGGCGCUACAGCCGCUUGGUGCUGGCGGAGCUGGCAGGGCCCCCUGGGGCCGCCUGCCCGGAGGACGGAUCCAGUUGAGACCUCGCGGCUCCCUGGGGGGCUGCCAACUGAGCAACCGUCGCCACUUUCGUGUGCUCCUGGGAGGCCCAACGGAGUGGG